Molecule: messenger RNA, 1584 nt
Organism: Hevea brasiliensis (rubber tree)
Lineage: Eukaryota; Viridiplantae; Streptophyta; Magnoliopsida; Malpighiales; Euphorbiaceae
Product: phytolongin Phyl1.1
Exons: 2
Coding region: 538-1368 (276 amino acids)
Cellular component (GO): membrane
Source: RefSeq, a predicted model, not a curated record
GCCAAUCCCAUUAGAAAUAUAAAGCCUCUGGAAUUAGUAUAAAAAUUGGCUCGUCAGAUUAUCUUUUACAAAUUACAAUUCAACGUUUCAAUCAAAUACAGUUUUCUUCUUCAUCUCUGCCCCUGCCAUCUCUCUCUUUCUCUCUGCCUGCGGACUUCGGUCCUAUCCUCAUUCGUCUGAGAAAACUUCACAGGUUGUGCUAGUAAGACUUGGAUUGUUAAUGUGGUGUACUUGAAGGAAGAAAAGGCAUGAGAGACUUCUUUCUCGACUUUGAACACUUUGCCGAAGAGAUCUACUGGUAUUUGUUGGAUGCUAUUGACUUUGCUGUUGAAGAAUUUCUUGAUUUUUGUUUGGGUUUUGCCUACUUUGUUGAGGAAUUUGUUGGGUUUGUCUUUUUCCAAAUCUUGGUCCCUUAGAUUCUUGUCUUGUGUUAUUCUGCUGGUCCAUAAUGAUCUGAAACCCACUAGGAAAGGAAAAUUGGUUGUUGGUGUGUAGAAAAAAUUGAUGUGAAAACCUUCUAAACUAGAUUUUAGCAAGAUGGGUUCAAUUCAAAAUAUUGUUCAUUAUUGUUGUGUAUCUAGGGGUGGUCGGACCUUGUAUGUGUCUAGCGAUGGUGAUCAUGAGAUUGAGAAUUUGGCAGCAUUGUCGUUGGAGAGGAUUCCUCUAUAUCACAAGUGGUAUUUUGAGACAAUUGGUAAGAGGACAUUUGGGUUUUUGAUGGAAGACGGUUAUACUUAUUUCUCAAUUGUUGACAAAGGUCUAGGGAACCCAGCUGUACUCAAGUUUUUAGAGCAUGUGAGGGAUGAGUUUAAGAAGGUAGCUAGAAAGGGUUCAAGAGGAACUGUUUCAGGUUUGAGCUCAAUCAACAUACAAGAACAACUAGUGCCUGUUGUUCACCGCUUGAUAAAAUCAUUGGAGCAUGUAUCUCAGCAUGAUUGGAACACUGAAACUUCCUUAUCUGAUAAUAUGGGCAUCUCUCCAUCACUAAGUGAUGCAAAUGGACAAAUUGAAGUUCUUACAUCUACUAAAGCCCCUUUGUUGGGAAAAUCUAAUAAGCUAGAAAAAAAGAAGUCCAAGGAUCAUAUUAUUGUAAUGAGAGAUAAUGAGUUGGAGGAGCAUAGGAAAUCUACUGAUAGAGGAGUUAAAGUUGAUUCAACUUCAUUGGAUUCUAAUAACCAAGGUGGAGUAGCAUCUCCAAUUUCAUUACAAAAGGAUAUGGGUUCAAUGAGGAUCAGGUCGAGUUCUCAAAGCAUUCGAAAGAAGUGGUGGUGCCAAGUAAGGACUAUUCUUGCAAUUGAUGCUGCUGUUUGCCUGACACUAUUCAUAAUUUGGGUGUCAAUCUGUGGUGGUUUUGGAUGCACCCGUUGAUUGUGAAAUUGGAGCAUGAGAUUUUACUUUUUACUUGAUAGAGUGCCUAUCAAAAUUUAUGAGCUCCAUUUUUAUAGUAUAUACAUGAGCAUUUUAUAGGUUUUAUCUAGAUCAUCGUGGAAGUCAGUGCUACCAUGCUUCUUCUUGUGUUUACGCUUUGUUUUUAGUUAUAGAUAUACAUUAUCAGAUAUGGCGAAUCUAAAUAUUUUAAUCCCA